AUGAUUGCCUACAACCAGCUCGCCAUUUUGUCCCUCUUCAUUUGCUUCGCAAGCAUUUCGCCACAAGAACAGCCAGUACCAUUUUUGGAAAAUGUGACAGAAGAGGCUCGGCAGGAAUACAUGAAAAUUGUUUCCAACGAGAAUUUGAAGAUUAGCGAUAUUGAGGCGCAAUCAGCGAAAUGGGCUCAAGACAAUGGAGUUGCGGACCUCUACAAUGAAGCUCACAAAAGCAUUGCAGCAAUCGAAGAAGAGGCGAAAACGAACACUACUCGAAUGAUCUAUCGCCUUCCGGUGGUUUAUUCAGCGCUUGUAGCGAUUUAUGAAAAUAAACAACAAACUCCUGCUGAGAUGAGCAAAGAAGUGGAACAACUCACUAAGCAAAAUCCGAGGGAGAUGUCGGCGAUUAUGGAACUCACAAAACCGCUCAACACCACAGUUGAAGCUAAUUAA
Caenorhabditis bovis is the source of this 450-nucleotide messenger RNA. NCBI's taxonomy places the organism in Eukaryota, Metazoa, Nematoda, Chromadorea, Rhabditida, Rhabditidae. The record is from the annotation of a GenBank genome assembly.